Molecule: messenger RNA, 7672 nt
Organism: Dipodomys ordii (Ord's kangaroo rat)
Lineage: Eukaryota; Metazoa; Chordata; Mammalia; Rodentia; Heteromyidae
Gene: Mki67
Product: marker of proliferation Ki-67
Exons: 20
Coding region: 1-7428 (2475 amino acids)
Biological process (GO): regulation of chromosome segregation; regulation of mitotic nuclear division
Cellular component (GO): chromosome; nucleus
Molecular function (GO): protein binding
Source: RefSeq, a predicted model, not a curated record
AUGACCGCGUCCACAGAGGCGGAUCCUUUCGCCAAGAACACGGGGCCCUGUGAGCUGGGGCAUAAGGACACGAUCGCAGCUGAGGGACAAAGCUUGGUGGAAACAGGUCUCAACAAGGACAUGGCUGCGGGUAUCUUGAUCCAGAGCUGUUUACCAGGCCGGCAGCAGAGAGGUAUGUCAAGUGCAGAUGCGCCCAUCCCCGGGCUCAGCGGGGUGCAGAGGAGCCCAACCAAGGUGCCUAAUCCACCAGGCAGCACUCCAACACUGGCGCUGGGCAUGCUGGACAACUGCAGAGAGCACGGACCUUCCUUCAGGAUAUAUGUAGGUACCAAGGAAGACAAGGGGGGCUCCCUGCUGAACCCACCCCAGAGGGAAGGGACGCCGAGGGGCUGGAGCGGGAACCACGCCCUCCGCCGGAAGAACCUCCGGAAGAAGCGCCGGAAACGCAGGACCCCGGGCAUGCAAGCCCCGCCCCCUGGAGCCUCUCCACCCCCACCUCGCUCCCUGCCAGGCUCCGUCCACGACCACACCCACUGCGCCCGCCCACUCCCGCCAGGCUCUUCCUAUUGGGCGUUCGACCGAAACCCCGGGCUGCGCGGACGGCGCUUGGGAGCCUGCACCCCGGCUGCGCGCGGCCGGGCCCGGGUGCGGGUCCGGAGCCGGGAACGGCGGGCGGGGAUUGGACUUGGUCAGGCUUCGACGGCGGCCACCCAGGAGUCUGGAGACAUCGUCUCCCCGAGCCUGGAAGAGGUGGGCCCGCCGACGGCCUCCCCGGCGGAGCCUGGGACAGCCCGGCUGGGAGGGGCCUCGGGUCACCGCCGCAGUGCCCGGCUGCGGGGUCUGACGGAUAUCGAAUGUGAUAUUCGCAUCCAGCUCCCUGUAGUAUCAAAACUGCAUUGCAGAAUUGAGGUCAGCGGGCAGGAGGCCACAUUAUAUAAUUUCAGUUCUACAAAUCCAACCCAGCUGAAUGGGUCUGCCAUUGACAAACCUGUGCACCUGAAACACGGCGAUGUCAUCACUAUUAUUGACCGGUCUUUCAGGUAUGAAAAGGAAAGUCCUCAGAAUGAAAGCAAGCCAGAUGAAUUUCCAGGAAAAAGACAGGAGCAGGCACGGGCACGGCGAUCCUCCAGAUCCAGCCUCUCUACUCCCCCUGAUGGGAAAGCUCAAGGUUCCAGAACCCAUUCAAAAGUCACUGCUUCAAGGUCUCAGGAGCCCGGCAAGGAGCUCAUGGGCGACAGCGCUACCCCUGACGGCUCGGAGCACAGAGCAGCCCCACAGCUACUUCACGCUUGUUCCCCAGAGCAAGUGGGAAACGAUGGAGGGAAAGCAGGAAGGCCCACUCCUAGGGGUCCUAAGGAGAAUUCCAGGGUAACCGCAAGUCCUUGCGGAGACCUAAAGUCUUUACCCUCGGCACAGAGCUUUGACAGUAGCAAGGACACAGAGUCUCCCUUUGAGAAGCUGUACCAGUCGAUGAAGGAGGAGUUGAGCCUCAGCUUGCAAAAACAAAGCCUUGCACAGACUCGGAGGAAAUCAGGAUUGCAGCUUGAUAGUGCCACAGAGAAAGAGAGAAGGGAGAACCUGCCCUGGGGGUCACACAAAGCAAGACCCAGGUCUGCUGACACUCUCUGCAUUAAGGCAGCCUCUCCAUUCACACCAGAAACCAACCAGACCCAGGAAAAGGGCAUCAGUGCGGACCCUGCUCACACUUCUGACCAGGCCCUGAAUUCUAGCAUUUCUGUGGCAGAGACUACAACAAAGAGCCCAGGGCGGUUCUCCCAGCCACGAAAGGACACAGGCCCGUAUAUUACUGGAGGAGAGGCUGUGAAUCUGGGCCCAGGUGAAGGCAUUGGGUCAGCUGAUAGACCUGUCACUCCUCGGAGGCGCCUGACUGGAAAUCGCCCAUCAGCCAUUGCGGGGGCCACUGCCAGCCCCGCCGGUCAGCCAGACAGUCUCUCUUCCAGAAGCAGAAGCGUUCCUGCAGAGGCAGAAAGGCCUUCUCCAGAAGUCAGAAAGGAGCCUUUUGUAACUCAGUGCUUUCCUCGCACUGAAAGCAAGAUUCCAAAGGAUUUCCUUGAUGAGCCCAACAAAUUGGCUGUGAAAUCCGGACAGAUUGGCUCUGGGUUACCUGGUCUUAGUUCAGUUGAUAUCAGCAACUUUGGUGAUUCCAUUAACAAGAGCGAGGGAGCCUCUUUGAAGAGAAGACGUGUGUCCUUUGGUGGUCGUCUGAGACCUGAAUUAUUCGAUGAGAACUUGCCUCCAAAUACACCACUCAAAAGAGGAGAAACACCAAGCAAGAGGAAGCUGCCUGUCACCCACACGCCGGCUGUCCUGAAGAAGAUCAUCAAGGAGCAGCCCCCAUCUGGGGAAGAAGAAUCUUCAGAAAUCUGUGUGGAGGUCACAGCGCAGGAUGUGUGCACAGGCGCUGUGGCUUCUAGUCCUGGAGUAACCCAGCCUGGGGUAAACGGCCAAAGACGCAGAUCAGGCAAGGCCUCGACUGCCUCUGGGGUCGGCGGCUCCCCGGGACAGACAGACACUCCUAAGAGAGCGGGGAGGAAGAGUGCCGGCUCGUCUUCCAAGCGGACAUCCAUCAGCCGCGGGCAGCAUGACAUCCUGCAGAGGAUCUGUUCCAAGAGAAGAAGCGGAGCGUCAGAGGCCAACCUCAUCGUUGCAAAAUCGUGGGCAGAUGUCGUGAAACUUGGUGCUAAACAGACGCAGGUGAGAGUGCCGAAGCACGGUCCUCCAAAGCCUGUGGGCAGAAGACAGAGGAAGCCGAGCACCCCGAAGAAGCCUACAGCCAGCGUUUGCCGUCAGUUCAGCACCGGCCAUGCCAACUCCCCUUGUACCAUUGUCAUUGGGAAAGCUCAGACCGAAAAGGUCAGCAUUCCUGCUCGGCCCUCCAGGAUGCUGAGCAGCUUUGUGUUCAACCGAAAAAUGGACUACAGUGAAGAUCUGUCAGGGAUAACUGAAUUGUUCAAGACACCAGUGAAGGAGAAGCCCCAGACGACUGGCCCCGGCUCCUUCACUCUUUCCAGUCCAGAGAACUUGACUGGAAAACAGUUUCAAGCAGUGAAUUCAGGAGAAAAUCCUCUGUGCACCACUUCCGAGACUUGGGUGUUCAGUUCUCAGAACUCAGCACGGGAGCCAUCUGAUAAAUGCUCUGAAAGCCACACCAUAAAACAGCAGAGCAGAGAAGACAGAAGCACCGCAAAGACUCCCCAGAAUAUGCCUAAAACGACUCACCCGGAAAGGAAAACUCCAGAUGCUGUGAAGGAGCCUCUGAACACAGUACCCAGUGCCAGCAGGUUAAGACAAUCAAGGGAGCUCCGGAGUUCACAGACGCCACCUGUGAGAAGUAAGAAUGGAGGAACCGAAGGACCCCCAGCUGAGGGCGUCACGGACACAUCCCUGAGGAAGACACCGCUGCGGGUACGGAAGGUGGAGGGCGAGGACAGCGCAGGAUCUGCAGAAACUGGCAGGGAAAGGGACAAAUCAACAGAAAGUUCAGCAAAGGUGACAACUGUGAGGAGAUCAAGAAGCGAGGGGCAGAAACUUGGACCCAAAGAGCUCCUGGGUACACCAGCCCAUGCCAAGGAACCAGAAAAUGAGGCCGACCAAACCACCGGAACAGAUAGUUCCUCCCAAGGAGCUGAUCUCACAAACACCAGAAAGAGACCACCGAAGACAGAGGACAGCAACGAGGAUGCCCCCCACAUGUCACAUCAGCCCACGCACACGAACCUGACACCAAGCACUCCCAGACCACACGGGGACCCAGCUGCGUGUGCAGCUAGGGUGAAGAAGGGAUCAAGAACUCCUAAGAAGCAGACCCAACCUCUGGAAGACCUGGUCGGCUUCGCAGAACUGUUCCAAACACCAGGUCAGCCCAUGGCUCAUGAGAAAGCUAAAGUACCUCGCAAAUCUCCACAGCCUAUGCCAACAAGCACAAAAGCACAGCCAGUCACACCGAGUAGGAAAAUGGAUGCCAGCGAGCUCUCAGCAUUAAGGAAGUUUGCUCACAUGUCAGUGGGGGACACACAUACCCUCAAAGUCACACAGCCAGAUGUCACAAGCAUCAGAGCUCUGAAGGAACCUGCAAAGCAGAUAGUACAUCCAGUAGGAAAUGUAACUGGUAGCAAGAGACAACAGGAGACACCUAAAGAGAAGACUCAACUCGAAGACCUGGCUGGCUUCCAGGAGCUCCUCCAAACACCAGGUCUUUCCAAGGACUUGGUGAUUACUGACAGAACCACAAAAAGGACCCGUGAAGCACCACAGGCAACAACAGCCAGAACCCCAGGAAGCACACAAAGGCAGCCCAGGACACGUGUGGGAAACAUGGAUGUGAAAGCAGUUUCCUCACUCAGGAAACUUCAGCAGUCACCAGGCAAGGCCUUGCAAACACCCACAGCACCAGAAGAGGAGGAACUCAGCACAGCAUUCGUGCAAACUCCAGAGCAGACACCAGACAUGACCGGAGACUUGACUGGAUCCAAGAGACGGUCCCGGACUUCUAAGGGAAGGAACCGCAGCAAGGACUCAAAGACUGUUAACAGGACCACAGAAGUGUCCGGCAGAGCUCCAGAGCCAGUGAGAACUCCCGCAGGUGUAAGGAGACAGCCCAGGCCAAGUCGGGGGAACGAUGUGGAAGAAGAGCCAAGAAAGCAGAGGCCUCGGUCUCCAUCAGAGGCAGCUAAGAGCAGCCCCGAGGUAACACAAAGCAAGGCCGCUUUAGGGGAAUCCACAGUGCAGACACCACACACAGUUGCUAAUAGACGGGACCGCCGGAAGCAGCCAAGAGCUCCUAAGGAAAGGAGCCAGCCCCUGGAGGACCUGUCUGGCUUGCAGGAGCUCUUCCGGACCCCAGGCCACCCCAAGGACUCGAUACCUAUGGAAAUCACAGGAUUGCCCGGCACUUCUCCACAGUCAGAACCAGGGAGACCGUCUAGACCGAGUCUGGGAACGCUGAGGGUGAAAGAAGAACUUCCGGCCCCCCAGGAGAUGACAGAGGUGUUGGAGGAGACCACACACACACACAGAGUGCCAGAUGGUGAGGUCACAGUCCCCAAAGCCGGGGAGGUAUCUGCACGUCCAGCCCGUGACCCAGUAAGAAGAGCUGGCAGCAGGCUGCGGCGAAUGACACCCAAAGAGAAAGCCCAGCCCCUGGAGGACCUUUCCGGACUGCAGGAGCUCUUCCAGACGCCCGGCCACCCUGAGGACCCGGUGCCCCGCGCAGCACCACAGCCACCACCCACCAACACCCCAGCAACCGCCAAGAGACGGGCCAGGGCAAGUCUGGGGAAAGCCCCCAUGGAUGGGGAGUCCUUGGGGUUCUCAAAGCUCCCACACAAGUCAGGGGAGCCCACACGCACACCCCAAGUGCCCGGAGGUGAAGAUGGGGCCAGGGUGGUUAAACCUCGUGCAAAACGGAAACUGGAUCCCGCGGAUAGUGUAACUGGCAGCAAAAGCAAGAGGCUUCGCGGGGUGCCUGAGAAGGCCCCGUCCCCAGACGACCAGGCCGGCUUGCAGGAGCUCCUCGAAACCAAGGACACAAACACACCCCGCCAGCCUCCACAGCCCGAGCCACAGGACACCUCUGUCCCCCUGAAAAGAGCGACCAGGACCCGACGGGGCACGGUGGACAUGCAGGAGGAGCUCCCAGCGGCAAAGACACUGACCCACGCGUCCAGGCAAGCCACGCGCACCCGGAAAGUCCUAGAAGGCAAAGUUACUGACAUUCAGGUUUCAAAGGAAUCUACAAAGCAGGUCCCAGACCCAGCAAAAAGCAUCACUGGUACCAGGAAGCUGCGGGGGGCUCGUAAGGAAAGCACCCAGCCCCUAGACAGCCUGGCUGCCUCCAACGAGACAAUCCAACCCCCAGCGCACACGGAAAACUCUGGAAGUGAUGCGAGCGCCGGCAGAAUCCCCCCCCAGUCUCCACAGCCAGAGCCCGACACGAACACAGCCUCGAGGAGACCACUCAGGACGAGACGUGGGAACGCUGUGGUGAGCAAGGAGACCUCCGGACCAGCACGGGAGACCAGGAAGACAGCCGGGAAGCCCAUGCUUAGUGGUGAGGGCGUCACUAUGUUGGAGGAACCUUUGCAGCCAGAACUUGCCCCCGCAGCAAGAGUAGCUCGCCCCAAGAGGCUGCGGGGGGCAGCUGCAGAGAAGGCCCCGCCUCUCGACCCGGCCAGCCUCCCAGAGGCUCUCCAGGCACCGGCUCACACGGAGGAUCCAGCAGACGAUGAGAAGUCCACAAACACGCCCCACCAGCCUCCACAGCCCGAGCCGCAGGACACCUCUGUCCCCUCGAAGAGAGCGACCAGGUCACAACGGGGCACGGUGGACACAAAGGAGGAGCUCCCGGCGGCUAAGACGCUGACCCGAGCGUCGAGGCAAACCACACGCACCCGGAAAGUGCUAGAAGGCGAUGUUACAGAUAGCCAGGCUUCAAAGGAAUCUGCAAAGCAGGCCCUCGACCCAGCAAAUAAUGUCACUGGUACCAGGAGGCUGCGGGGGGCUCGUAAGGAAAGCACCCAGCCCCUAGGUGGCCCAGCUUCCCCCAAAGAGACAGUCCAACCCCCAGCGCACACAGAAGAGCUGACAAAUAGUGCGGUCACCCCCAAACCUCUGAAGACCUCCAGAAGAGUCCUCAGGGCCCCAAAAGAGAAGCCUGUGACAUCCCUGAUCCCCAAACAGGAACCUGGAGAAGAUGGGCCCGGUGUGCAGAGCUCUGUGACAACGACGCCCGCUUCUUCAGAGGAGAAGCCAGCCAUCCGUCAGAGGCCCAGGCCACCCCGGCCUUUAAAGAUGCUGAAGUGUCUGAGAGUUCUCGCUCCCAAAAUUCACCUGGGGGAAGAACAGAGCUGCAACAGCACGGAGACAGAAGACGGGGAACCCCGAGAGGCGCCUGCUGCUGCCAAUCAGAGAAUGUCUCUGCGCACCAGACACCCACAAAACCCACGUGCAGGACAGCAGAGCUCCGAAGGGCUUGGGUCUGCAGAGAAGGUUACAGAAAAGAGAAACGCGAAGAAACCUGAGAAGACCUCCCAAGACACAGAGCCACAGAGCCAAGAGAAUGGAGGCCAGCAACCUGCCACGCGGGGCCGCGUCAGAGGAGGCCGCGGGGGCCUGCGGUCUGGAGGGCAGAGCAAGGCCUCCGCGCCCCUCCCCGCCGAGGACAAGGUGAAGGAGAGCCAGGAGAGCUCCAGCAGGGGUCAGAACGAGAGCGGGGCAAGGCCAGAUGUGAGGGGUUUGAGAGCUAAGAGGACUGCAAUCCAGCCCGCAGGAAGCACUUUGGACAGUGAACCCAAGCCCAGAGUAACUCGAGGGGCCAAGCGAGGUGCAGAAAAUCCAAAGAAGGCAGACGACACCGUGAGCUCCAAGAGAGUGAGAAGCAGGCGUCCGCGUGACGGUGAAGAUGUGUAGCAGACGUUGAGGAUACAGUGAAGAGUGGGAUUAGUGCUCAGGUCUUCCACCGUCAUUGUAAGAGUGAAUUCUGUAAAUAAUAGUAUUGGGGAGGGGGAGAGGGGAGGGAGCAAAUUUAAGAAUCUCCUGGGUUUGACCCGUUUUCAAAAGCUCCCUGUCAUAAAAGAGACUAUGGAGGGACCUCAUUAAUGAAAGGGUAAAAUUUGGGGGUGGGUGGAUCCAACAUGGCCCUUCGUGUUCUAGA